Trypanosoma theileri is the source of this 1359-nucleotide messenger RNA. RefSeq lists its product as uncharacterized. NCBI's taxonomy places the organism in Eukaryota, Euglenozoa, Kinetoplastea, Trypanosomatida, Trypanosomatidae. The coding region runs from base 1 to 1359 and encodes 452 amino acids. The transcript has a single exon. The record is from RefSeq and is a predicted model, not a curated record.
AUGGCUAGUUAUGAUAAUAUGCAGCCUCCAUUUCCUGGUGGUCCUGGUGGGAUUCUUCAGCCUGCUGUGCCUGGUGGUGUUUCUCAUCCUAAACCUUCACAUCCCCAACCUGGUGGUGUUUCUCAUCCUGGUAUUCCUGGAGCUGUUAAUCCUCCUCAUCCUCGUCCUCCUGGUGGUGUUCUUCCCGGUGGUUCUCAUGGUGUUGGUAGAUCUCCUCUUCAGUCUCCUGUUGGUCCUCUUGCCGCACAACAUGGGCCUCAAUCGACCUUUGCUGCUCAUCGGGAUCCAAGUGCUAAUCCUGGUGUGUCUUGUCCUGGUGGUGUUCCUGGUAUGGUUGGUCCUGUUCCUGGUGCUAAAGGUUUCCCAAAGACAAUUCCCCCUCAGUUACUUCCUCAGCAUAAACCUGGUCCUGCAGUUAAACCUGCUGUUCCUGGUCCUGCUGGUGCUGUCGGUUCUCAUGAUGCUUAUGGUAUGCCUCUUUCACCUCAACUUAAUGGUGGUAAUAUUCUGCCAGGAGUUGGUGUUGGUCAACGUGUUGUGCCUCCUGUAUCUAAUAAGCAUGAGAAACAUCCUGACGAAUCUAAGAAUAUUACUAAAGGUGAUAAUGGUAAUGUUGUUACUGAGAAGGAAGAGGACAAGAUGACAAAAGUGGUGGAAGGAGAAUUGGGUGAAAGUUCACAAGGUCAUGAUCGUGGGAAUGAACGUCAACCAGAAACUGUCCUAUCUCUUGUUUCUCCUGUAAAAGAUCACAGUGGCGAUAAAACGGAUGUGGUGUCUGAACAAGCAAAGAAUACGCAGAAUCAGACGCUACCCAGUGAGUCAGUUCUGAUUGGUUCUGAGGGUCAACAAGAACAGAUAAAUAAAACUGCACAAGAUCCUCAACAAGAUGACCACAAUAAAGAACCAAAUACCACAGGUACAACAAGUACAGAAUCCCACGUUACUGUUGACUCAAAACCACAUCCUACUACAGAUGCAUCACCUAGUGAAAUAACUCAAUCUGGUCUAUCUACUGAUAAUUCAAACACACUAAACAACAAGAGCACGGAGCCCAACAGUACCACUGAUGAUGUGACAACUACAGAGAAUGAAUCAACAAAUGGUGUCAAUACUGUGGGUGCAUCAGCAGAUGGGAACACCACAACCAACACAAACUCUGUUAUUCUCAAUACCACCAAAAACCAGGGAUCAACCUCAACCACUACCAAUACAAUUUCUCCUAUAAAUGGAAUCAACAAUAGCAACAUAAUGCUAAAUGUAAAGGGUGAUGCAGACAGCAGCAGCAGUAUCAGCAGUUCUGUGUGGGUGCGUGUGCCACUACUGAUUGUGGUUACACUGGCCUGUAUUCUUGUGUGCUGA